Messenger RNA from Cololabis saira (Pacific saury), 2453 nucleotides. RefSeq names its product lengsin, lens protein with glutamine synthetase domain (gene lgsn). Gene Ontology annotation, molecular function: glutamine synthetase activity. The coding region runs from base 194 to 2287 and encodes 697 amino acids. NCBI's taxonomy places the organism in Eukaryota, Metazoa, Chordata, Actinopteri, Beloniformes, Belonidae. The transcript is spliced from 4 exons. Gene Ontology annotation, biological process: lens morphogenesis in camera-type eye. Gene Ontology annotation, cellular component: membrane; cytoplasm. The record is from RefSeq and is a predicted model, not a curated record.
GGCUCAGUCUCUACCAGCAGCAGGUCGGUGCCAGUUUCGAGCUGCACUCCAGUGGAUGUUUGGGGUCAGACAGAAUUUUCUAAUCCAUCACCAUUGUACCAAUUGUCUAUAAAAAUUAAUGUGCGAGUGAAGCUCUGCCUCCAAAGGAGGGCUAUCAAAUUGCAAUUCCCUAUUUAUUAUUCCAAAGAAAGAAAUGAAUGACUCUGAAGAUUUCAAGACCCCACUUAAUGUUUUCCAGGAGGGCCAAAGCAGAAGUAAAGACCAAAUAGAUGGCACAGGGAUGAGCAUAGGCAACAAGAAGGGAGUGAGGGUAACUGGGAAAAAUGCACCUCCUGUGGACUCGAGCCCCAGAGGAGAAGGUCCAUCCAUCAUCCAUUCUCCGAUCACCACUCAUAUACCCCAAGAUGUCCCCACAGUUAUCUCCAUUGGUCCUCUGCCUCCCAGGCCUUUAGAGGAAGUUCAUGAUUCCAGUAUUGACGAGUCUCCCAGUGGAGAGGACUGGACAAGAGAUGCCUCAUCUCAACCCAGGGUGUCCUUUCGUGAUAUGGGUGUACCCCGGCAGACCAUGGAGGAGCUGAAGACAGUCCUUAGGGAAAGUCCUUUGCUCAACAUUCGAGGAGGAGAUGAUGGCAAACCAGGGAGUCCUUAUACUUAUCUUCAUGGGAGCAGUAAUGGUAGUGGGGGAGGACCCAAUGGACGGCAGGAUGAUGGAAACCCUCAUAGGCCGUUUAGCACCUUCAAACCUCAAACUGAUGCUUCCAGAAGGGGGCCCAGGUCCAGAGAGAGCACAUCUAUUCAGCCUGCUUCGACCAUGGAUUCAUCCAGCUCAUUCAGGUCUACUGCCAACACAAAUAGGCAGCCUGAAGUCAGGACACACACACAUUCAAGCAGCGGCUCCUGGGGAGAGACUGGGGAUUCUCAUUCAGACAACGGAAACGACACAGUGGAGUUUUCUGGGAACCAGCGGUUCAUUGCAGCCAUGGAGCAGAUCAAGCAGCAGAUUGCUAGAGAAAACAUUAACUUUGUCCGCUUUGAGGCUACUGAUCUCCAUGGGGUGUCCAGGUCCAAGACAGUACCUGUCCGCUUCUUCCACGAGAAAGCAGUAUAUGGGGUUCCUAUGCCGAGAAGCUACCUGGAGUUGACCCUGAGCCCCAAGAGCAAUGAAGUGGACCAUGCCAGCACAGCUAAUUUCAGUAGUGAUGUCCUCCUGAUACCUGAUCUUUCAACCUUCAGGGUCCUACCCUGGGCAGAGCAGACAGCACGGGUCAUCUGUGACCCAUGCACCGUAACAGGAAACCCACUUCGCACUUCGCCUCGACUCAUUGCUAAGCAACUCCUGGGGCAGCUCCAGAGCCUGGGAUUCUCGCUGCACUCAUCCUUCACUUACGAAUGUUGUGUUCUAGGAGCCCCUGACCGGAUUGGACCAAAGACACUGCUGUUCCCUGCUACCACCCUUCUCAGCAACCAUGACCUGCCUUUCUUCCAGCAGCUAGUGGACAGCAUGUACUGCAUGGGUGCAGACAUAGACAGUAUUGCUUCUGCUAGCGGCCCCGGCCAGAUGGAGAUUAAUUUGAGGCCAGAAUUUGGUAUUGCGGCUGCUGAUAGUGCUUUCACCUUCCGCACUGGCAUCAAAGAAAUGGCUCGUAAAUAUAGCUACAUUGCAAGCUUUUUCACUGAUGAUGGGCUUUACAAUGCUGGGGUGCUCUCUCAUAGCCUGUGGGAUGCUAAUGGGCGACGUAGUCUCUUUCACAGUAGUGACAAGGCAGGUGAGUUGUCUGAGAUUGGUAGAAAAUGGCUGGCCGGGCUCCUUACUCACUCUGCUGCCCUGAGCUGCCUGAUGUCACCUGGCCUUGGCUGCAGAAGUCACAUAGCCAAGACAAUCAAAGACCCCAAACGUAUGCUGUACGCUACCUGCGGCUCCAAUGAUAACAGCAGUUCUUUUAACAUAAAGUGUCAUGGUGGGAGGGAAGCACACAUCGACAACAAGCUUGGUUCAGCCAUGGCCAACCCUUAUAUUGUACUGGCUGCUACCGUGGCCGCUGGACUGGAUGGAAUCAGGAGAAACCUCACCAUGGACAACAGUCUGAACAAAGCCCCCGGCCAGCAGAGGGAGUUUUCCAUUCCCGUAAAGCUCGACGAUGCUCUGGAGGCCUUGGGAGAUGAUCACGUUAUUCGCAGUACCCUCGGAGAACCUUUUGUUCAGUAUUUCAUUGCCAUGAAAAAGUUUGAGAUUGAGACCCAGGAACUGGAUGAUGAGAGGAACAAGUGCCUUGAGUAUUUCAUUUAGUAGGUUUUCUGGUUGAAAUAUACUUCCUCCUGCCACAUAAACUGUAUCCUGAGAAACCACUGCUUGCAAAGAAUAACUUUUUUUAUUUCAAUGUUGAUACCUUUGUUACCAUAUUAUUAUGAAGACUGUAUUUUUCAGACAAAGGUUGGAAUAAAGGUAUAAGAAC